Messenger RNA from Ctenopharyngodon idella (grass carp), 876 nucleotides. RefSeq lists its product as uncharacterized. Gene Ontology annotation, molecular function: thiamine triphosphate phosphatase activity; magnesium ion binding. The transcript has a single exon. The record is from RefSeq and is a predicted model, not a curated record. The coding region runs from base 1 to 816 and encodes 271 amino acids. Lineage: Eukaryota; Metazoa; Chordata; Actinopteri; Cypriniformes; Xenocyprididae. Gene Ontology annotation, biological process: thiamine diphosphate metabolic process; dephosphorylation.
AUGGAUGAAAACCUCAAAGUGUUUGAAGACACCAUGCAGGUUCCAGUGAAGAUAGAGUAUGAGCUGGGAGAGCAGACAGAGCAACGCCUCAGGGAAAUGGGCGUCCAUUGUGUGGGGGAAACCUUAGACGUAGAGUACUACUACGAUACUGACAGCUUCCAACUGGCUUCUACACAGACCUGGUUGAAUCAGCAUAAUGGCCAGUGGGGACUGAUCCUGCCAGAAGAAGGAGAGCUAAAUCACGCUCAAUCAGACGACACCAAGAAGUCAAAAGAUGAACAUUUUGAAGAAAAGAAAAGCAAAAUACUCAACUCAUCACCUGAAGAAAAAUCAGCAACAGGUGCUGCUUUAAUAGAAACAUCAAGCAAUAAUCGUCCUGAGAAGAAAAUGUGCAAAAUCCAAGUUCAGAGAACAUCCUCGGCUACAUCUCCAACAUACACAGAACUAAGUGACCCACACGCCAUCAUGUCGCGUCUCUCAAAGUGUCUCCAACUCCCUCUGACCCACAAUAAAAUGCAAAGCAUGACCAUGAAGAACUUCUUGAAAAUGGCCCAGAUCCAGAUGUAUGACAGCUGGACCAGGACCAGCAAAGCGAAGUACUCUCUGCCUGGUGGCUUCUCACUAGUGGUGGAGAGAAACUACAGAAUUCCCACUGAAACUCCUUCUGCAUUUUUGAUGAUGAAUGCUGAUGUGCUCAGCAUAAGCAGUGAGCUGGAAAAGAUGGACCGACUGUGCAAAGAACUAGGCUUAAAACCAAAGGCAAAGUCAUUACAAACUGUUGUUGAAGCCUGUAGUGGUCAUGUGGACAUCUACUAAUAAUUCCCUGUCUUGUUUUUACUUUCUAAUCAAUAAAAUUGGCAAAAAGAUCAUUUUAAG